This is a messenger RNA of Paramacrobiotus metropolitanus, 1557 nucleotides long. RefSeq names its product cytochrome P450 2F3-like. The record is from RefSeq and is a predicted model, not a curated record. Bases 1 to 1557 code for a protein of 518 amino acids. Gene Ontology annotation, cellular component: intracellular membrane-bounded organelle; cytoplasm. The transcript is spliced from 5 exons. Gene Ontology annotation, biological process: xenobiotic metabolic process. Lineage: Eukaryota; Metazoa; Tardigrada; Eutardigrada; Parachela; Macrobiotidae. Gene Ontology annotation, molecular function: iron ion binding; heme binding; oxidoreductase activity, acting on paired donors, with incorporation or reduction of molecular oxygen, reduced flavin or flavoprotein as one donor, and incorporation of one atom of oxygen.
AUGCCGCUGCAAGUUGCCCUGUCUAUGGCCUGCGUCACCGCCAUUUCUGCAUUCUUGGUUGGAUUUUUUCACUUUUUGGACAGGUUAUGUAAGACGCAUAACUGGACACGGAAGGCGCGCCGUGGACUGCCGCCCGGACCACACGGCUGGCCGGUGUUGGGUAACAUGCUGGUCAUGUGUGGCGAGGCGGUACACGGGCGUCUGCAGGAAUUAGGAAAGAGAUUCCAGGGAAUGUUUACGUUACGACUCGAUUUUAAACACCUGUUUGUAAUUUGCAGGAAGGUAAUUAUGUUGACAUCCUAUCAGCGUUUCCGCGAAUUCCUCGUUGACCACGCAUGGGAAUUCGCGGGUCGGCCUCCGGAAUUGCAUUUUGAUGGUGUUCCCGUCAAAGGUAACGUUUUUCUCUCCAUUAUUUGUCUGCAGUGCAUUGUCGCGGCGGGUAUGGACGAGGACGCCCGCGCCAUCCGCAAAUUCACCCUGGUCACCCUGCGCUCGUUCGGUUUCGGCAAGACCUCCAUGCAGGACACCAUGUUACUGGAGACCACGAACCUUCUCGACGCGCUCCGCCAACACACCGGCCGUCCGCUCAACCCGCGCACCCCAAUCGCCAACGCCUCGGCCAAUGUCAUCGCCGGGGUCCUCCUGGGCAAAACCUUCCCGCACGGGACCGACGGUUUCCGGGAUCUCAUGGAUUCGCUCCUGCAGGGCGUCGAGGUUAUGACCAUUAAGGAGCAGAACUUGUAUCUGCCCUUUUUGAAGCCGUUCUUAAAGAAAAAGUACCAGCAGCAUUUGGGGCGUUUCCUGUAUGGAAUCGGUAUCCUGGCGGAUACAGUGAAGGAGCAUGUCGGAAUCCGGGUGUCCGGAUUGCCGCGCGAUUUCAUUGACUGCUGGCUGCAGCACGCGGAGCAAUCGGCGAAAGGGCCGUUCGAUCAGCAGCAUCUGACCAGUGUGGUCUUUGAUAUGUUCACCGGCGGAUUUGAGACGACCUGCAGCACAAUUCUAUGGGUUAUGUCCAUGAUGCUGCACCAUCCGGACAUUCAACUACGCAUGCAGAAAGAGAUCGACAAUGUGGUCCGUGCCGAUGAGCGGGUCACGCUGGAGCAUCGGGAUCAGCUGGUCUAUACGGAAGCGGUUAUUCUGGAGACCAUGCGCAAGUAUCCCCUAUUGCCGUUCAGUGUCCCUCAUGCCAGCACGAUGGACACCAGUGUUGCCGGCUAUCAUAUCCCUGAAGGUACCCGCGUCAUGGUCCAUGUCUACUCCAUCCACCACGACCCAGCCUUGUGGACUGACCCCGCGACCUUCCGACCGGAACGUUUCAUCACGGCCAACCAGACAUUGACCGUGCCGGAAUUCUUCAUUCCCUUUGGUGCUGGCCGCCGGUCUUGUAUCGGCGAGCAGCUGGCCCGUAAGGAGCUCUUCUUAUUCAUCGCCAACAUCCUCCAUACCUUCCGCAUCCGCCUCCCGGAAGCCGCCGCUCUGCCGUCCCUCCAGGGCAGCGCCGGUGUCGUCUUCUAUCCACCGCCAUUCGAAGUAGUCCUGGAAGAAAGAAGCGGCUGA